Danaus chrysippus (African queen) is the source of this 351-nucleotide messenger RNA. The record is from the annotation of a GenBank genome assembly. NCBI's taxonomy places the organism in Eukaryota, Metazoa, Arthropoda, Insecta, Lepidoptera, Nymphalidae.
AUGUUUGACAACAAAUAUGACAACCAACAAAGCAGACAGUACCUCCCUCCCAGUGCUCGUGGAUAUGAUGAUGGAAGCAAUGGGGAGCCUGCGAACUACGACUUCGAAUACAUGGUCCAGGACGCUCCCUCCGGCAACGACUUCGGUCACCGAGAGUCACGACGAGGGGACCGCGCUGAGGGAGUCUACUACGUCCUCUUACCUGAUGGAAGGAAACAGACCGUUGAAUAUGAAGCCGACCAGGACGGUUUCAAGCCCAGAAUCUCAUACGAGGACGUCGGCGCCGGAUCAGGCUACGACAGUAACAGACAAGCGGAUUACAACAACGAUUAUAACAACGGACCUUAUUAG